CUAUGUGUCAAUUUUUAUGCCACAGAUGAAUCACGUUGGCUUUGAUAAUCUUGAUCAAUCAACUGAUUCCUUUUUGAUUUUGUUUAUAUUUUGAAUUUAAUUGUAAAACAAUAAAAUGACUUCCAUACUUAUGUUUUAUCAUCUUGUGGUUGCUUCGAGUGUAACAUGUCUCAAAUUUCUUUUAAUGCCAUCAUAUUAUUCAACUGACUUUGAAGUUCACCGAAAUUGGCUUGCCAUCACCAACAACAAACCAAUAUCACAAUGGUAUACCGAGUCAACUUCACAAUGGACUCUUGAUUAUCCACCUUUAUUUGCUUGGUUUGAAAUGGGUCUCUCUUUGGUUGCACCUUUCUUUGAUCCAAAAAUGCUUAGAAUCAGCGCUAAACCGUAUUCAAGUUAUUAUACGAUAUUUUUUCAACGUCUUACGGUUAUCGUCACUGAUUUGAUUUUUGUUUACGCGGUCUUCCAAUGGAUUAAGUUACUCAAGAACAACAAGCAUUUGCAAAGAUAUAAGAUUAGAGAUGAACUUUACCAUCCAGCAGUUGUCCUAUCAUUUCUAUUUCUCUGGAACCCUGGUUUGCUUAUUGUUGACCACAUUCAUUUCCAAUACAAUGGACUUUUGAGUGGCAUUUUGUUGCUUUCCUUGGCUCGAAUGGUUGAAGAAAAAUUCAUCGAAUCUGCCUUUUGGUUUUCAAUUCUUCUCAACAUGAAGCAUAUCUAUCUUUACGUUGCCCCAGCUUAUUUUAUUUACCUCCUGAGAGUAUACUGUUUUGACAAGGAUUUAAAAUUCCUUCGAGUCAAUUUUGCAAAAUUAUCAAGCAUAGUCGGUGGAAUUUUCAUCUUUUCUCUUGGACCUUUUAUUGUAAUGGGACAAAUGAAACAACUUUUUGCUCGCCUCUUUCCUUUCGGUCGUGGUCUGACUCAUGCUUAUUGGGCUCCAAAUUUUUGGGCUUUAUACAACGGAGUGGACAAAGUGCUUUCUAUUUUGUUAUCAAGAAAAGCAGAAAAUGCAGCUAUGACUGGUGGUCUUGUAAAACAAUAUCAACAUGCAGUCUUACCAAGUGUACCACUUUUUAGUCCCACUAUAAUUUCAUUUCUAUCUAUGGUUCCUAUUCUCGUUCAAUUAUGGAAAAAAUGUGACCAACAAGGCCAUUCUCCAACUCUCUUUAUCCGAUCAGUGAUUUUAUGUGCCUUCUCAUCUUUUAUUUUUGGCUAUCACGUUCAUGAGAAAGCCAUUCUUAUGAUAAUCUUACCGCUUACACCUUUGGCAUUGAUAUCUCCAAUGGAUGCCAACAUUUUCUUCAUGCUCUCCUCUAUUGGCACCUAUUCUCUUUUCCCGCUCCUCUUCAAAACUGGUGAAACACCAAUUAAGAUCUGUCUUCUUCUUCUAUAUAGUAUCUACAGCUACCAAGCUUUAACCAAAAUUAAUUUCUUCGAUAAACCAGGAGCAGCAAGUCUACUUCUUCCAACUUUGGAUCGCCUUUUCCUUCUUGGAAUACCUAUUCUUCAACUUUACCAAACAUUGGGUCCAUAUGUUAUUCCUUUCUAUGCCAAAUUACCCUUUUUACCUUUACUUCUUACUUCGACCUACUGUGCUUUGGGUGUCGUGUAUCUUUAUGUCAAAAGCUAUUUGCUUACUUUCAAGUUGAGAAACGUUGAAGAGUUCUGAUUGUAUUAGUCAAGAUAAUGGAAAAUUCAUAAUGGCAUUGAUAAUUUAUCCUUUUCAUUGUACUCAACGGUAAUCACUGCCUUGCAAUACUUGUAUAGCUAAAACAAUACUUCUUGAAGCUCUCAUAAGGAAAAUCAAUUAAAUUGGACAAUUAAAAGUCAACUUAUUUAACAAAAUAAA
Tetranychus urticae (two-spotted spider mite) is the source of this 1849-nucleotide messenger RNA. RefSeq names its product ALG6/ALG8 family glucosyltransferase xit (gene xit). Gene Ontology annotation, cellular component: endoplasmic reticulum membrane. Gene Ontology annotation, biological process: dolichol-linked oligosaccharide biosynthetic process; protein N-linked glycosylation. NCBI's taxonomy places the organism in Eukaryota, Metazoa, Arthropoda, Arachnida, Trombidiformes, Tetranychidae. The record is from RefSeq and is a predicted model, not a curated record. Gene Ontology annotation, molecular function: dolichyl pyrophosphate Glc1Man9GlcNAc2 alpha-1,3-glucosyltransferase activity.